Molecule: messenger RNA, 294 nt
Organism: Oikopleura dioica
Lineage: Eukaryota; Metazoa; Chordata; Appendicularia; Copelata; Oikopleuridae
Source: the annotation of a GenBank genome assembly
AUGUUAAAAGUCCUCGUUGAUUGCGAUCCGGGCGUGGACGAUAUUUGCGCAUUGCAGUUUCUUAUUAAUCGCAACGACGUCGAAAUCGUCGGAAUCAGCAUCGUUCAUGGAAAUUGCCCGGCUUCUGUUGGAGCUAAGAAUGCUUUAAAACUUCUUACGUUGAAUAAUCUGCAGCAUAAGAUUCCGAUCUUUUUGGCUCCGAUACAACGCUCGUCGCCGAAGACGAAGACUGGAAAAAGCACCAUCUUUACCACGGAAGGAAUGGAUUAUGCGACGUCACUGAGAAUGAUGUAG